This is a messenger RNA of [Torrubiella] hemipterigena, 1778 nucleotides long. NCBI's taxonomy places the organism in Eukaryota, Fungi, Ascomycota, Sordariomycetes, Hypocreales, Clavicipitaceae. The record is from the annotation of a GenBank genome assembly.
GGGCAUACAGGGAAUCAGCUGGUAGAGUGGGUGGCCCUGGCCGUAGCUGUGAGAGACUUAAAGCGUCGUUGUCUGCCGUCAUGCAGGCUGGAGAGUUUGGUGAAUCCAUCGAACACUACUAGUGUGUUUAAGAGCAAACAUCCACUACCAUGCGUGUCUCUGUUUGCACAGUCAUCGCAGAGCUGCUCUUGGCAGCCUCUGGCGCCCAUGCCAUGGCUAUGGGUGGCUCACUGUCCAUUCCCGAAAUUGGUCUGGAUGGCGACUACGAGGUCGUCGAAGAGAGUGCCGUCUUGGCUAAGCGUGGUGCUCCGGCGAUCAUUGCCGCGACUUUCGACCAACUGAUCGAUCACACAAACCCCAGUCUCGGCACAUUCAAGCAGCGCUACUGGGUAAACCCUGAAUUCUGGGCUGGUCCAGGAUCGCCCAUUGUUCUCAAUGCCCCUACAGAGGCCGCGUCCGACGGCUAUCUUGGAUAUACUACGAACCGUACUCUGCCUGGCGAGUUUGCGCAGCGCAUUGGCGGCGCUACCGUUCUCCUCGAGCAUCGCUACUGGGGCGACAGUUCUCCCUACGACAACCUGACCACGACCAACCUGCAGCAGUUGAACCUCCCCAACUCUAUUGCCGAUCUGACAUACUUUGCCAAGAAUGUGCGCUUCGCAUUUGAUCUUAACGGCACCAGCACGCCCGACAAGGCUGCCUGGGUCCUCAGCGGUUGCUCUUACCCUGGCGCUCUCACUGCCUUUGUGCAUAAUCUUGCACCAGGCACCUUCUGGGCCUACCAUGCGUCUAGUGCUGUUGUUCAAAGCGUUGACAACCUUGCUGGCUACUGGGACACCAUUGAGGCGGCCAUGCCUCGCAACUGCAGCACCGACGUCAAGAACGCUAUCCGCUACAUUGACAACAUCAUGAUCAAUGGCACCGCCGAGCGUCAGCAGCAUCUCAAGGAGCGCUUCGGAUACGGAGGCGUCAAAUCCAAAGAGGACUUUGUUGCGUCCCUAGUCUCUCCUUACUGGACGUGGCAGAGCCAGCAGUUCUACUCCAACUACUCUGGCCUCAACACCUUCUGCGACUAUGUCGAGAACCGCUGGCCUGGAAGCGAAAGCCCUCAGCCUGGCGAGGAGGGUGUUGGAACUUGCAAGGCCAUUAAGGGUAUGGCCAAGUAUUACCGUGAGAUUGGCGCCUCCAAGUCCUGUGCCACAAAGGAUUGUGUCGACAGCCACAACCCCGACAAGUCGACUUACACCAACACCACUGUCCGCAACACCACGCAGCGUCAGUGGCAGUGGAUGCUUUGCAACGUGCCCUUCAAGUUCCGCUUUGGACACAACCCGAAUGGCAAGGAUCAGAUCAUCUCUACGCUUUUGACCGAAAAGUACUACAACGAUAGAUGCCCUCUGUACUUCCCUCGCGAGGGUGACAACACCUACGGCAUCGCCAAGGGUCUUACUGCCGCCGACGUCAACAGAUACACUGGAGGAUGGGACAAUGUCGACACCACUCGUCUGAUGUGGGCUAAUGGCGAGUUGGACCCCUGGAGACCUGCUACCGUCUCGUCGCUCGAGCGCCCUGGAGGCGUGCUGGAGAGCACGGAGCAGCACCCCGUACGUCUCAUUCCCAAGGCCGCCCACUGCAACGAUCUCAUCCGCAAGAACGCCCUGGCAAACGAAGGUGUCUUCAAGGUCUACUUUGAGGAGGCCGAGAACAUGCAGAAGUGGGUUAAGGAGUUUUACGAGGAGAAGGGCAUUCAGCGCAGCUUUACCUACCCCAGCAACUAA